AUGGCGCCGCUCGGUCCGCCUCCGUACACGGCCGAACAGCUCCAAGCGAUAACCUCACAUCAAGAACGUAUUCGCGCCCAGGCAGAGCUCACCAGCUACAUUACGCGCGCCAGGAGAGAGAGGCAAGAGAGGGAAGAGCGCGAGAGGCUUCAGUCGAACGCUUAUUCUGGCUCUGGUUACCGCACCACCUCCGGCAGCUUCAACCAUUACACUCCUCCCUCCAUUCCUUCCUACGCCCCCGUUCAUAACCCCGUCUUCAAUCCCGUCUAUACCCCCGUCUCUAAUACUUCCUACAACCCUCCGUACAACAAGUUCAACCAACGCGGUGGCUAUGGUAGAAGCAGAGGCCGUGGCGCCGUAGGCAGAGGCAGAGGCUACACACCCUACCACCCCUACGCGCGUCCUCCCAAUGCACCUACGUACACUGGAUUCGCUACUGAUUCCAAUGGCACAAAGGAUGAUAUGGAUACUGCCGAGGAUGCUCAUGAGUGGAUGAUGCCGAAGACUGGAACUUCUCCGAAGCCACAGCAGUUCACACAGCAGGCGGACUUCGUUGCAUUUGAGAACGACGACGAGUAG
Alternaria conjuncta is the source of this 579-nucleotide messenger RNA. RefSeq lists its product as uncharacterized. NCBI's taxonomy places the organism in Eukaryota, Fungi, Ascomycota, Dothideomycetes, Pleosporales, Pleosporaceae. The record is from RefSeq and is a predicted model, not a curated record. Bases 1 to 579 code for a protein of 192 amino acids. The transcript has 3 exons.